Molecule: messenger RNA, 2361 nt
Organism: Ostrea edulis (European flat oyster)
Lineage: Eukaryota; Metazoa; Mollusca; Bivalvia; Ostreida; Ostreidae
Product: SAC3 domain-containing protein 1-like
Exons: 8
Coding region: 27-1559 (510 amino acids)
Biological process (GO): centrosome duplication; spindle assembly
Cellular component (GO): centrosome; nucleus; spindle
Source: RefSeq, a predicted model, not a curated record
AUAAAUACGAUUUCAAGUCUUGAGAUAUGCCAGUAGUACAACGUUGCAUGUUUAUUAUGAAGAUGGAGAAGGCUCACGGCGCUCAGAAACCUUCCAAAAUAAUCGGAGAGUGUCGCCAAAUGUGUCCCUUUAAUGAGAUUAAAUUAAGGAUGAGAGAAGAACUAGUGCAUUCACUAGAGAAAGUGCCCAGGUCUGGAAAGAUGGUAGGUGAUCCAGACAUCAUGGUGAAGGCGUACAGUAGAUCAGCAGCAGGGAGACACGAGAUUUUAACCGUCGACCUUAGACCCGGCCCAGUGUUACUGACUACUGUACAGUACUUAUUAGGGAGGGUUUCAUUAAUUGAAGGCAGACCUUGGAAUGAGGUGUAUGAUUUCAUAUUCGACAGACUGCGGGCCGUGAGACAGGAUAUGACUAUUCAGCAGAUUGGAGGCCUGGAAGCAGUCAGUCUAUUAGAAGACACAGUCAGAUUCUACAUCUACUCAGGAUAUAGGUUAUGUCAAGAAACGUUUGAUCGAUUUGAUCCCAAAAUAAAUGACCAGCAUACACAGGAAUGUUUGAAACAGCUCCUGUCCCUGUAUACAUCUUGUGACUGUUGUCUUCAAAACAGAACUGAAUUUGAGAGCCUCUAUCUCAUUUUCAAUCUAGGUCAAACAGAAGCUUUACAACAUUAUUAUGAACUACCAAAACAUACAAGAGAGCACACAUUGAUGAAGAUCUCUUACAAUUUAUGCAUGGCAUUCUACUUAGGGAACUACAGGUGUGUUUUAAAACAUCUUAAAUCUGAGUUGUUUACCCAGAAUCCUCUUCUGCUCUGUGCCUUCCACAGAAAUCUAACUCUUUUACAGAGGAAUACGUUGAAAAUCAUGAGUCACGGUUACAGCUCUAAAGCUCUGAGAUAUCCAGUCCAACACUUGGCAGAGCUUCUCUGGUUUGAUAGUUUGUCUGCCUGUGCAAAAUUCUGUGAGCUGUGUGGUCUCCACGUCCAGGGAGAAGACUCCAUAGUUUUCCUGAGGGGGUCAUUCAAAGAACCAGAAAAGAUUCAACAAGUUCACAUCUCCGGCAUCGAUUCCCUUCUUUGCCAGCAGUCUCUUGGAAUCUUGUUACUUGGAAAGAAGAAAUCAUUGAAACAGAGUAUCGACAACUGUAACCUUCUUCAGAAUCACUCAGAUGGACCUUAUAGAUACCUAAAUGACCACAGGAAAUCUAAACCUGCGAGAGGAAGGGGAAGAGCAAAAAAUUUUCAGGAGGACAAAAAUGUCAGAUUUUUAAAAGGUCAAGAUGUUGUAAAGAGUCGAGGUCAAAAAUGCAACUGUGUGGAACAUCCAGAUUUUAGCAAAAUUGGAAAAAAUAUACAUGAAAUUAAGGGGGGUGAAAAUUAUGUGUGUGAUAGCUAUUCCGACAGUUCAGCUGCUAGUGCUGUGAAAAAUCAUAAACAGUGCUCUAUUGGUGAGACAGAUUCCAAAAGAUCUCAGAGGAAACAGGAAGUGACUUCUGCUGGAGAAUCCUGGGAAGAUGAGCUAUUUAAUACUGAGGAAGAAAUGAAAGGUGCAUUAACUUGAGUUGGAAGUUUUAGCUGCAAUAUGUCAAUAUCUUCAAAGCUUUUUGACAUCAUUGGGUUCAGUGUACCUUUUGUCUUCACCUCAGGGUGUGAAUUUGCACACUAUAUAAUUAUAGUGGAUAUAGUUACAGUGGAUAAUGAAUUCAUGUCCUAUGUGUAACCUAGGUAACAAGUUGAUUUUGUGUAUGUAGUGUAUGUUCUCUGUACACGUAGUGUGGGUACCGAGAAACGAGACCUUUGUGAGGUCAAACAUCACCACGCUAAUACACUGUACAUUUAUGUGAAAAAUAUGUUCAGUUAAUUAGUCAUGCAGAUCAAUCUACUGUAUUGUCUGAGGUAAAAAGAUUUACAAGUUUCUUUCUGAACUUAUUUCUACUUCAGGCUGUAAAUUUACAUCAAAUAAAAAUUUAUGUUUGACUGAUGAAAGAACCAAACACUAUAUUAGUUUAUUUACUCUGCUUGUAAUAUUGGUUGAUACCAAAGCAAGGAAGUAGUUCACAAAACCACGUGAUAAUAGUAUACAGGAAGUUUUGAAAUGUGCGACUCAAUACAAUUUCCAAGUCAUUACUCCUUUUGUAAAACAUGAUCCACUGCCUUUUUUAUUCCUAAUGUCUUAAUCAUUAUUGCGAAAACUACAAAGUUUCAUGAUGUUAGGUGAAAUGUUUGUAGUUAUUAGAUAUGGGGAAAUGAAUCCUUGGUGCCAAAACCAAUUUUAAAUUGAUAGCUUGUUUUUAACUGUCGAUCAUCAAAGCUGCUCUGAUGGCUUUGGAAAAUUUUCUUCAUUAAACUUUAAAAUGAAAACA